Eupeodes corollae is the source of this 2220-nucleotide messenger RNA. RefSeq names its product carboxylesterase 5A-like. The transcript has 3 exons. The coding region runs from base 82 to 2160 and encodes 692 amino acids. NCBI's taxonomy places the organism in Eukaryota, Metazoa, Arthropoda, Insecta, Diptera, Syrphidae. The record is from RefSeq and is a predicted model, not a curated record.
UUACAAGUCUGCCUUAUAGCCUCAUGGAUGCUUAGUUUAAUCAAGUUCGUCCUAGGCUACGGUUCAAGUCACUGACAGAAGAUGUUUUUGAAGCUAUUCACGCUCAGUGUAGUUUUCGCGCUUCUUUUCACCACAGCAAACACGUCAAAUGUUAGACGAGUGAAACGUAUAGUUGGCGGUAAAGCUGCCCCACCGCCGACUCCCGAUGAUCCGGUUGUGUUUAGCCGGAAGUUCAAUCGUGCCGCUCGAGUUGAAGGUUUCCGUAACAAAGACACCGGAAUUUACUCAUUCCUCGGAAUACGUUAUGCCGAUCCACCGGUGGGAAUGAAUCGCUUUGCAAGGCCAAGAUAUCGCCGUUUAGAAGGAGACCUUAAUGCCACUGCUUUUGGCGCACCCUGUCCUCAGCCACAUCCUCGGAAUCCAAACCUUGUAGUCGGCAAGGAAGAUUGUCUUCUUUUGAAUGUCUACACUCCACAAAUGCCCGAUGAGACUACCGGCCUUCCCGUCUAUUUGUGGAUUCACCCGGGAGGUUUUCGCUAUGGCUCUGCAGCUCAAUAUGACGCCAUGCCUCUGGCCCAAGGGAAGGUUAUUUUCGUUCCGGUUCAGUACAGGCUGGGGACUUUGGGGAUAAUUGGUGAUGGAUCGAAGGAAUUCGAUGGAAAUUUGGCAAUGUUCGAUAUGGCUGCUGCCCUGAGAUGGGUCACAGACUAUAUUUCGUUUUUCGGUGGAGAUCCAAAGCAGAUAAAGGUUAUUGGGCAUGGAUCUGGAGCAACUAGUGCAAUGUAUCUAUCGAUGUCUCGCUUGCCAAAGAGUGGAUCGAUCAGUGGUGUAGUGGCGAUGUCGGGAUCUGCUUUAUCUGAAUACGCUGAAGAUAAGGAACCAGUUCAAUCAGUCGAAGAGAUAGCCCAUAUAAACGGUUGCUCAACUUCAAAUGAAACUGAAAUUGUUGAAUGUUUGAGGGGUAAAAGUGUAGAAGACAUUGUGAUGAAAGACUCCGAGGUUCAAGCCGAACGACUUUACGGCCGUGCAAUGAUCAAGGGUCUUUCGGGAAGUGUUGGAUUCAGUCCACAUGUUGAACAAGCUGAUGACGGGAGAGGUCUUCCGGGACUUAUCACUGUUCAUCCAAGAAGUUCUAUAGAGAGUGGAAAUUUCUCAAAUAUCCCACUUCUGAUUGGUGUAGCUAAGCAAGAAACUGGAAACGCUAUAACUCCGAAGACUAUCAAUGAAGGAUGGGGAUCGGCUAACGAUCUUUUGAAUUCUCUGGUAGAACCUUUGGAUGGUUUGAAGGGAUUUCUGAGAGUUGAUAAUAUUACUGGAGUUGUAACCAAUACGGUAUUGCCAGGAGUAGAGGGCUUGAGCUUGGGGUUGAAUGAUAUUCUUAAUGUUCCAGAAUCCCUCAAUCCUCUACAGAUUCUUUCAAAGGUCAUUGAAUCAACGACUGAUGCUUUAUUCAACUUACCAGCAGUUCUAACUGCUCAAACCUGGGGAAAAACUGCAUCAGCAUUCCUCUACAGCUUCGAGUACAAAGGAUCAACAUCUAAGGGCAUCAAUUUUCUACGUGGGCUUCCCAUAGUUUCCGGCACUGACGAUCCAGAAAAAGAAGAAGACUUUGUCGCUCAUGGAGAUGAGCUUGGCUACAUGUUUGAUGCCAAUGACAUUGAAGGGAAUCCAUUGCCAGAGGCUCGUCUCACCAAACCAGAGGAUCUGAAAGUUCGACAGAAUUUAGUUUCGUUGCUUGUGAACUUUGCAAAUCCCAAGCGAACCGAAGGAAACUUAAAUAGUCUCUUCCGAAGUGUAAGCUCAGGUGGAAAGGGUAUGCCUUUUAUAAAAAUCGACUCAAAAUUGGAAUUUUCAAGUGAUUUUCGAGCUUGUGAAAUGUUGACGUGGGGUGUUCAGUUAACACCAUCAAUUUCAUGCAAAGGCUUUGCUGACUCCUUGGGAUCGGUGACAAGUAUUGUCAAUAAUGUCACCAAUGUUCUGACCAAUCCAUUAGGCUUGGGCUCAAAUACAAAUACAAAUCCUUUGACAAAUGUCCUGAACUUGGGCGGAAAUAAUAACAAUAAUAAUGCCAACAGACCUUCAACUGGUGGAAACAGAAAUAAUCCGAAUAAUCGCGACAGGCCCCAAUCACCAUCAGGCAUCGGAGGAUGGUUGGGUUGAUGAGAAGAAACAAUUAUUUUUAUUCAAAUAUUGGAGAAAUAAAUUUUUAAUUUUAGCAUA